AUGGCUCGUGCCACCUCCGCAGCGCUGGCGCUGCUCAUCUUCCUCCUCUGCCGGCACGCCCACGCUGACGCGGCCACGACGCUGUCGCAAGGGCAGUCGCUGGCGGGCAACGACAAGCUCCUAUCGGCCAACGGCGCCUUCUCGCUCUCCUUCUUCUCGCCGCGCGGCGGCGACGGCUCGCGGGUGUACCUGGGCGUCAUGUUCGCCAGGGCCGCGGAGCCGACCGUGCCGUGGGUGGCCAACCGCGACGCGCCGGUGCGCGCCGCGGCCCCGUCCUACUCCGCCACCGUCACCGACUCCGGGGACCUCCGGGUGCUGGAGGGGGAGCGCGUCGUGUGGCGGACCAACACGACCUCGUCGGCGGGGAACUUCACGCUGACGAUCCAGGACACGGGGAACCUCGUGCUCGCCGGCGGCGGCGGCGCGCAGGCGGUGCACCUGUGGCAGAGCUUCGACCACCCGGCGGACACCUUCCUCCCCGGGAUGAACAUUACGCUGGCCCGGCGAAACGGCGCCGUCGUCAGGCAGACGCUGUUCCGGUCGUGGAGGAGCCCCGACGACCCGGCCCCCGGCAACUUCACGCUCGGGCAGGACCCGCUGGGCUCGGCGCAGCUCUUCAUAUGGCGCCGGAGCGAGGACGGCAGGGACGUGACGCACUGGAGGUCCGGGCAGUGGGCCAAGGGUAGCUUCGUGGGCAUCCCGUACCGGCCGCUCAACCUCUACGGCUUCCAGCUCUCCGGCGACCCGUCCCAGACCAACGGCCUGUUCUACACCUUCCAGCGCUUCAACUCCUCGCAGUACAGGUUCGUGCUCCAGCCCAACGGCACCGAGACGUGCUACCAGCUCGUGGACGCCACCGGCGCCUGGGAGGUCGUCUGGUCGCAGCCGACGCUGCCGUGCCAGGCCUACAACACGUGCGGCCCGAACGCCGAGUGCUCCGCCGCCGACCACUGCUCCUGCCUCAAAGGUUUCGAGCCGAAAUCCGAAGCGGAGUACAGCAACGGGGUGUGGACGCAGGGGUGCGUGAGGAGCAGCCAGCUGACGUGCAGCGAGAGGAACGUGAGCAUGAGCGGCGGCGACGGGUUCGCCGUCCUCACCGGCGUGAAGCUGCCGGACCUGGCGGCGUGGGAGUCGGCGGUCAUCAGCGCGGACGCGUGCAGGCAGUGGUGCCUGGCCAACUGCACGUGCAACGCGUACAGCUACAGCGGCGGCACCGGGUGCCUGACCUGGGCCCGGGAGCUGGUGGACGUCUACCAGUUCCCCGCCGGACAGUUCCCCAACGGACAAGGAUUUGACCUGCACAUCAAGGUCCCGGCUUCUCUAUUAGAUUCAGGCUCCAAACGAAGGACAAGGAUUAUCAUUAGCGUAGUAAUCGUCCUGGCGGUUGUACUGGCCGCAUGCGGCUUUCUCCUGUGGAAAUGCAGAAGAAGAAUCACAGAGAAACUCGGCGUCCGUGGCGGGAAAAAGAGGACGGGAGCCGCACUGAUGCUGCGCCCUUCCACGAUGAAAGCCAAGCACGACUUCUCAGGGCCGAAGCAGCCCGAUCAGGAGGUGGCGGAGAACGGCGACGGCUGCGAGCUGCCGAUGUUCACCCUGGAGACCCUGGCGGCGGCCACCGGCGGCUUCAGCGAGGCCAACAAGCUCGGGGAAGGAGGGUUCGGCCUCGUGUACAAGGGCAGCCUCCCAGGCGGCGAGGAGGUGGCGGUGAAGCGGCUGUCCAGGAGCUCCGGGCAGGGGUGCCAGGAGUUCAAGAACGAGGUGACACUCAUCUCCGAGCUGCAGCACCGCAACCUGGUCAGGAUCCUGGGCUGCUGCAUCCAUGGCCACGAGAAGAUGCUGGUCUACGAGUACAUGCCCAACAAGAGCCUCGACGCCUUCCUCUUCGAUCCGGCGAGGCGGGGGCUGCUGGACUGGAAGACGAGGCUGCACAUCAUCGAAGGGAUCGCGCGGGGGCUGCUGUACCUCCACCGGGACUCGAGGCUCCGCGUGGUGCACCGCGACCUCAAGGCCAGCAACAUCCUCCUGGACCACGAGAUGAACCCCAAGAUAUCCGACUUCGGCAUGGCCAGGAUCUUCGGCGGCGAUAAGAACCAGGAGAACACCAACCGCGUCGUCGGCACACUAGGCUACAUGUCGCCGGAGUACGCGAUGGAGGGCCUGUUCUCGGUGAGGUCCGACGUGUACAGCUUCGGCAUCCUCAUCCUGGAGAUCAUCACCGGCCAGAAGAACAGCAGCUUCCACAACAUGGAGGGCUCGCUCAACAUCGUAGGCUACGCGUGGCAGAUGUGGAACUCGGACAAGGGGGAGCAGCUGAUCGACCCGUUGAUCCGGGCAUCGAGCUCGGCGUCGGCGUCGCGCGAGGCGCUUCGGUGCGUCCACAUGGCGCUGCUGUGCGUGCAGGACCACGCCGGAGACCGGCCGGACAUCCCGUACGUGGUGCUGGCGCUGGGCAGCGACAGCUCCGUGCUGCCGAUGCCCAGGCCGCCCACCUUCACGCUGCAGUGCACGUCCUCGGACAGGGACAGGUUCAGGGGGAAGGCCGGCGACGAGUCCUACUCCGCCUGCGACCUCACCGUCACCAUGCUUCAAGGGAGGUAG
This is a messenger RNA of Triticum turgidum subsp. durum (durum wheat), 2598 nucleotides long. NCBI's taxonomy places the organism in Eukaryota, Viridiplantae, Streptophyta, Magnoliopsida, Poales, Poaceae. The record is from the annotation of a GenBank genome assembly.